ACUGCUCCUUAGUCGUCACAAAUGUAAUAAAUAUGAAAUUGAAAUUUUCAUUGUAUGCCAAUAUGGUCAAAAAUGCUAGAUAACAUAAUUAUAGUCCUGCUCCCCCAAAUGAUAGAAUGAUGCAAACGAUAGCCAGCCAGCUGUUACAAACCAACCAAGAUCUCACAGACUUGGACUACACUCAUAUCAUUGUAAUCAGUCAAGUAAUAACGCAGCAAAUAGCCAAAAUCAAGAUUGUCCUGAUCACGCGUUGUUUACCAAGACGGCUGGCUCUGACCAGCUUUGUCCGGCGUCAACUUUGCGUGUUUGGAAGCAGUUUUUGUUUCGUUCGCGUGUUGAGGCUGCUUUUCAGUUCUGCUGCUCUGUCCUUUUUGCUUCGCUUCCAAUUAUUGGGGCCAGUGUCUCGUCGUAACUAUCGAUCUUGUGGCGAACUUAACAAAUAAGAACGAUCAGCAUUUGAUAACUAAGCAUGCCUAUAGUGCAGAUACACACCAACUUAAGCGCUGAUGCCCUGCCGCCUGAAUUCCGUGUCAAAUUAGUGGAGAUGUUCGCCUCCAUUUUCAAGCUUUCUCAGCAUUCUGUGUUGGUGGGGUUGUCGACUGACGAAAGACUGUACGGAGGGGUGGAUGGCUCUGACCCGUUGUUCGUCAUGCAAGUCAUUAAAGCCGACGGAUUCGAAGAUGUUGACGAAAACCGGCAAACCAUCAAGGCGCUGUUGGGCCUCCUGAUUGGAGAGAUGGGGGUUCCAGAAAAAAGCAUUCGCAUCAUUCUGCUCAACGUUCCUUCCACUCGCAUCGGCAUUUCGGCAGGAUUGCUGACUGACGUCAUUAAGGAACGCCAAAAAGCAAGUGGUACCAAACAACCGUCGCAAGAUUAGAUCGACACAUAUGAGUGUCAAUCCAGAAGAUAUAUUCCUUCUGAUAGAUAUAUUUUUUUAAAAUACGAUGGAAAAUAAAAUCAAUUACUGCAGUUU
Molecule: messenger RNA, 973 nt
Organism: Acanthaster planci (crown-of-thorns starfish)
Lineage: Eukaryota; Metazoa; Echinodermata; Asteroidea; Valvatida; Acanthasteridae
Product: MIF-like protein mif-2
Source: RefSeq, a predicted model, not a curated record